AUGAUUCUCUACCCUACUAUUGGCUUCCCUGGCAUGUUCAAGUUUGCUCCAACUACCUUGUACGGUUCAUGUACUCUGUUCAAGAUUCAUUUGUUGAUUAAGGCUACCCCUGCUCAGGCUGACAAGGCCUCUGCUACAGCCAAGGAAGCACUCAAAGACUCCAUUGCUCAGGAUGACUGUACUGAUGAUGAAACGGACGCUGAAGGUGUUGCUAUAUCUAACUUGGGCUCCUUCUGUUGGAAAUUGGUUCUGGCGGACAUCAGACUGCUUGUCUUCGUCCAAACCGAUUGA
This is a messenger RNA of Cylindrotheca closterium, 291 nucleotides long. Lineage: Eukaryota; Bacillariophyta; Bacillariophyceae; Bacillariales; Bacillariaceae. The record is from the annotation of a GenBank genome assembly.